AUGUUGGCCACCCGAUCUAUGCUCUCGCUCACCCUGGCAUCGACCCGCUCCGUGGGUCGUGUGGGUCUGCGCUCCGCACCCGCCAUGCCCACGAUGGCGCUUCGAUCUGCCUUGACCACGUCGCCCCGAAUGGUCUCGACAAGCUCGAAAUCCAACGCAGCUGCCCAGACGACAAAGUUGACGCAACAGCAGAACUUGGACCUUCUCAACCAACAGCGUGCUCAGCGUCCGUCGAGCCCUCAUUUCACCAUCUACCAGCCGCAGAUCACUUGGUUGCUGUCCAUCAUCAACCGUAUCACUGGUACCGGUUUGAGCGUUUUGCUGUACGCGUAUUUUGCAGCGUACGCAGGCUAUCCGCUGUUCGGCUCGGCUGAAGCGCUUUCCUCUGCAUCGCUCACCGACUUUGUCGCUACGCUACCCGCAUGGUUCAAGACCGCCGUCAAAGCGCCGCUCGCUCUCGCAUUCAGCUUCCACUCGCUCAACGGUCUUCGUCACCUGGCCUGGGACUGGGGCUUCGCUUUGACCAUCAAGGGCGUCUACUCGACCGCUUACGUCGUCCUCGGCGCUACCGCACUCAGCACCAUCGGCCUGCUCCUCAUUUAA
Molecule: messenger RNA, 603 nt
Organism: Mycosarcoma maydis (corn smut)
Lineage: Eukaryota; Fungi; Basidiomycota; Ustilaginomycetes; Ustilaginales
Exons: 2
Coding region: 1-603 (200 amino acids)
Biological process (GO): tricarboxylic acid cycle; mitochondrial electron transport, succinate to ubiquinone
Cellular component (GO): membrane
Molecular function (GO): succinate dehydrogenase activity; electron transfer activity
Source: RefSeq, a predicted model, not a curated record